CUGCUCCUCGAUCAAGAUGAUGUCAGCUGAAGUCAGCUAAAAGACGUUCCACCAAAGAUAAGAGUCUCCACCUUGCAGCCAAACAAUGAUACUAUGCACUCUUCGACUACACGCGUACAUUUCUGCUUUACAAACCAUACCAUUCCUCGCUGCUCAAGUCAAUGAGUUAGGAAAAGAGGUGUGAGGCCGCAUCAAUCGAACGAGGAGCCAAAUACAUCUCACACAUAUACAAAACCGAUGUUUCGCCGCUUCUUCGCUUUCCUCAAAUCAUCGAGCAUGGGUGUAGAAGCCGGACCCGCAGAGGAGCGAGUCGGGCUUACUUCACUAUCCACAAAAUACAACAACGACGAUCUCAAGCCGCGAAGGAAUCUCAUCUUACGAGUAGCUAUUGCCGUUCUUGUUACCAUUUUGGCUGUUUAUGGAGCUUACGCGGCCGGAUCUCAAACUCUCGCAACACUAAUACGAGAUGAUGCCUCAUGCGUGUGCGGCGUUACAACUGCCGAAGGAAUCUCGCAGAACUGCAAGUUCGAUGAGAUCGAGCUGUGCUGGUUGAGACCGGAAUGUAUCGAUUCCGAGCUCACUCGUGAGUUCACCACGGCUUCUCGUUCCGACCCGGGGGGUGUUUGGCUAUACCAAACGGAGCUGGAUGGCAAGCAGCGCCUGAUCAACGGAACCGAGCUAUCAAUGCUUAUUGAGCCCGGGAGAACCAUAUGGUUCACCUACGAGCAGCAUGUUGCGCACUGCGUCUUUGCAUGGAGAAAGCAGUUCCGGCAGCAGUUCACAGGCAUUGUGAUGCCUACAACGGCAUCAGACGAGGGACAUAUCAGACAUUGUGGUGAAAUGUUCAUGCUUAACGCUAGCUUGGAGGAGAGACGUACGAAGCUGGUGUACCCUUCUGAAGUGUAGUUGGGUUAGCUGAAGCUUUAGUCAACGAGCGAUUAGCGCUCACGAAAUGUAUGCGGCAUCGUCCCGUCCCCGAUAACGGACCGUUCUCAAAGCAUCCAGCUUGGCCACGCUUAAUUAGGACGUACCUCCGCAGAACCCAUCGAGCAAGCGGGGAUAGUCUUUUGAGAAGCGACGUGGACGAUCGUUGAUCGCAAGUGUGAGAAGAGAUGAGUGGCGACGAGUUGGAUACGUACGUAACUAUCAGGACGCGGCUCGGCGAACCAUUGCCAAGCUACCGAGCAAGUACACAGUACAAGUACGGUAACUCAGAGUGGAGGGUACAUUUUGACGGCAGUUCGUUAAACUUUCGAGACAUGCGUUGCUAUUCGUUCAACUCUGCCGUAC
This is a messenger RNA of Alternaria alternata, 1290 nucleotides long. RefSeq lists its product as hypothetical. The transcript is spliced from 2 exons. The coding region runs from base 238 to 906 and encodes 222 amino acids. NCBI's taxonomy places the organism in Eukaryota, Fungi, Ascomycota, Dothideomycetes, Pleosporales, Pleosporaceae. The record is from RefSeq and is a predicted model, not a curated record.